Egretta garzetta (little egret) is the source of this 1618-nucleotide messenger RNA. RefSeq names its product spidroin-2-like. Bases 399 to 1340 code for a protein of 313 amino acids. The record is from RefSeq and is a predicted model, not a curated record. The transcript has a single exon. NCBI's taxonomy places the organism in Eukaryota, Metazoa, Chordata, Aves, Pelecaniformes, Ardeidae.
GAGAAUGAGACGCACAGACAGGAGACAGAGAAUAUGAAGGCACUUCACAAUGAUAGGGAGACAGAAAAGAGUGAGACAGAAAACUACGAAAUGGGACCAAAGCAGAAAGAAUUUAAAAAAAAAAAAAUAAUAAUAAAGAGAGGAAGCUGGACAGAGACAGUCAUGGAAAGAAAUUGAAAAGCAUCAAACACAGGAAGGCAUUAAAAAUAGAGAAUGUAAGAUGCACAGAGUGAGAAAUAGAAAGGGAACAGGACAAAGAGGCAGGAAAUUAAAAAAAUUGUUAGAGAGCUAUGUAGAGGGAGAAUUGAAAGAGAAAAAUAAAAAGAGAUGGGCUACAGGAGCACCCCAGCCACAAGGCGGGGGGUGUGUGCUGAAACACAACAGGUCAUUGAAACACAAUGGGUUGCCAAAACUGGCAGCAGCCGGCAGGGAAAACACCACUGGCAGGCAGGGCCUGGCAGGGGAAAAGCUUUUCCCUGCUUGCUGCUGGCAUCUUCCCUACCAGCCCCUGCUUGCCAGCGGCGUUUCUUCUGCCAGUGUCAUUGCCCCAUCAACCCUUUGGUCCUGGAGUUCUUCCAGGACCCCCAACACUGGGCCCCUGGAGGGGCCUGACUGGCCCAGCAGCGCGAGUGAUCACAGAGGCGGCAGGGGAGGCAGACAGUGAUGUGCAGAGCACGGGUCCUGCCCCAGCAGGUCGCACGGACACCGGGACAGCAGCUUCUGCCCUGGCCAGAGUUUGUGAGGACGAGGGGCACCGCAUGCCGCCCGCUCCCACGGCACAAGAGGAGGCAAAGGCACCAGCAUCUCCUCCCUUCGGCCAGCGGGUGAUGGCAGCGCAGGCGGGGAGCCAGGUCCCUGCCCCGCACAGCCCCACAGCCUGCACCGCGGCGCUGCAGGACACAGCCCAGCGCCUUGUGAAUGAGGUCCUGGGCCAGCUUGCGGCUGCAAUCCAGGGACACGGCCAGCAGCCGACGGAACCACGGGGCCUGGCACAAAGCAUGGAUGUGACGGCAGCAAGAACACCUGCAGCAGCUCAGGACACCGAGUCUCCCUUGGCUGGAGAGCCUCAGGGAGAGGCACCUCUCAUCCCAGCAGCAUGUGACGAAAACAUGGCCUCUCUCAUGUCUGGAGGCCAUCAAGGAGAGGGCAGCACAGCCAUCGUCUCGCCAGCAGUGCACAAAGAUGAAGUGGCUUAUUGCCUCAAAACCCUCCAUCAGACGCUGGCACUCCCCACCUUGCCCCAGCAGCGGAUGCAAAGGACAUGCAGCAGCUUCUCCCUUGGCUCAGGACCCUCAGCACCAGGUGAGCCAUGCAUGUGCGGCCAGCACCAGGCAUCCUGAGGCACAGAUCCUGGGCUGUGUGUGGCAGGGAGAUGCCUGGUGCUCUCCUUGUCAUCCUGCUGACAUCCCCUCCCUCCCCUGCCUGUGCUCUUGCUCUCCCUGGGCAGGCAGCCUCCAAGCACAGAGGUGACACACAGCCCUCCUCCAGCUGCAGGGCCAUGCACGAGAAUGUCCCUGGGCCAAGUGCUGCCCCAGCGAGGGUAGGCCCAGCCCAGCCGUCCCAACGAGCAGCAGCCAGGCCAGCAGCACUGCAUGCCCAGGAGCUUACCAUGCCCUGG